UUGGGAGGCUGUGAGACGUCUGGCAGCGGUGUGCCGGCCUGCAGAGCCACAUCUACAGUUUCAUACCAUACACACCCAACAAAAUCGCAAUCCGUCCAGGAAUGAAGAUGAGGCGCCGUACCUUAGGUCGGCUACGGAAUCAAAACACUUCACCACCACCCGAUUGUCUGCCAGUCUUCACUUGACUAGCGCACGGGAAGCAGGUGCCUGAAAGAAACAGCCACCAAGAUGCCGAGGGACCGGGCAGCCGAGCAACUCAAUGAAUUUAAGAAAAACCAGACGAAAGAAGAUGUGCUCACCACCGGCUUUGGCUGUCCACUGUCGGAUAAGCUCAACUCCCUCACGGUGGGCCCACGAGGACCCAUUCUGCUACAGGACAUCCAGCUGUUAGAUGAGAUGGCCCACUUUGACCGGGAGCGCAUCCCUGAGAGGGUGGUCCAUGCCAAGGGAGCAGGGGCAUUUGGCUACUUUGAAGUCACUCAUGACAUCUCACAGUACACUAAAGCCAAGAUUUUCAGUGAGAUUGGCAAGCGCACCCCUUUGGCUGUUCGAUUCUCCACUGUAGGUGGGGAGAGUGGCUCUGCAGACACUGCCAGGGAUCCUCGAGGUUUUGCUGUGAAAUUCUAUACAGAGGAAGGUAAUUGGGAUCUGGUAGGCAACAACACUCCCAUCUUCUUCAUCAGGGAUCCUGUUCUCUUCCCUUCCUUCAUUCACACCCAAAAGAGGAACCCAGCUACUCAUCUGAAGGAUGCAGACAUGUUCUGGGAUUUUAUCACCCUGCGUCCAGAAACAACACACCAAGUGUCCUUCCUCUUCUCUGACCGUGGUACCCCAGAUGGCUACCGGCACAUGAAUGGCUAUGGCUCUCACACCUUCAAGCUGGUAAACAAGGAAGGAAAGCCUGUAUACUGCAAGUUCCACUACAAGACUGACCAGGGCAUCAAGUGCCUUAGUGCAGAAAGGGCAGAUUUCUUGGCAGGCUCUGACCCUGACUAUGCUAUCCGUGACCUGUACAAUGCAAUUAGCGAAGGCAACUAUCCCUCCUACACCAUGUAUAUCCAGGUGAUGACCUUUGAGCAGGCUGAGAAGUGGGAAUUCAAUCCAUUUGAUUUGACCAAGGUCUGGCCCCAUGCUGAUUUCCCGCUAAUCCCAGUUGGCCGCAUCACACUUGAUCGCAAUCCACAAAACUACUUUGCUGAAGUGGAGCAGCUGGCCUUCACCCCUUCCAACCUUGUGCCAGGCAUUGAGCCGUCCCCAGACAAGAUGCUUCAGGGUCGCCUCUUUGCAUAUACUGACACCCAUCGGCAUCGUCUGGGAGCCAACUACCACCAAAUCCCUGUGAACUGCCCUUACCGUGCCCGCUCUAAGAACUACCAGAGGGAUGGUCCCAUGACAGUGAAUGAUAACCAGACGUGUGCACCCAACUACUUCCCCAACAGCUUCUCUGGCCCUAUGGACUGCAAACAAUUUGAAGUACCCAAGGAGAAGUUAUCAGGGGAUGUAAUGCGCUACAGUAGUGCUGAUGAGGAUAAUUUCACUCAAGUGUGCACCUUCUACAAAAACGUGCUGAAUGAAGAGGAGCGGCAACGAUUGGUGAACAACAUUGCUGGUCAUAUUGUGAAUGCUCAAGAAUUUUUGCAAGAGAGGGCCAUAAAGAACUUCUCUCAAGCCUGCCCUGAGUAUGGUGCUGGUAUUAGGUCUGCUUUGAACCGCAUCAAAGCAGCACAGUCAUCAAACUCCUCAGCUAUCCAUGCAGUGGCAGCCUCCAAUGCCAAGUUGUGAGCAAGUUUUGGCCACUUCACACUCCAUUAUUAUCAUUACAUAUACAGUAGUCACUUAUCAACUGAAUGUCGUCUAGAAUAUAUCCUGAUAUAUUUGUUGUAACCAGAUGUAAAAGAAUUGUUUGUUUUUCAGUACAUACUUUUUAAAAAGUUACAAUAUUCAUUUAAUAAAUCUAUGGAUAAUUCUUUUUAAUAACUCUAUGGGUAAUUCUUAUGUUACUGGGGAGCAGUGAUUCUUGGAGUAUAUCAUCCACAGUGGAAUCAGAAUAACACAUGAUUUAUUAUACUAAUGUUGUUUACAUGAAUGUCACAACAUUGUAAACAGAAUCUAAAAAAAUUCACUAUGCUAUGUGAUAACCAGCUGUAUGUAAACUUAUUUUUAGUUCUUUCUGGCUCCUCAUUUGUUAUAAUUUUACAGUUUCAGUAUUGUAAAUUUUCAGCAGUUGCAUCCGAGUUUGGUCACUUUAUAAAGUACAGCUUUUGUUUGAUGCUCACCCUUGUCAGAAGAGCUCCUAAUAUAUUGGAGGAUAGGCUGUGAAAUGAAUGGUUUGUACAGGUAUCACACUAAUAUCUCUUGUUGAUUAAUAUUCUGAUAGGUAUUCAUACAUUAUUACUCAAUGAUCUUAUUAGCCUUCAUUUGAUAAAAUAGCAUAUGUAGUAACUUGUUGCUGCAACUUAAUAUGUUAAGGCUAGAAUUUUUUUUACUUUCAAAAGCUUGUAUUUGAAUAGAAAAUUAUUUGAAGAUUGAGUGAGAAUAUGAGUGAGAAUACUUAGUAUUUGGAGGAUAUGUUUACAGAUUUUCUAUUUGGUGAAGACAGGCUUCAGCUAGAUUAAAAGGCAAGGGAAAUAGUAUAGUUGUCAAAUUCAGAACAUCUGUAUCUGUACAAUGCUGAAAAUAAAUGUUCUAGGGUCA
Messenger RNA from Scylla paramamosain (green mud crab), 2694 nucleotides. Its product is annotated as catalase-like. Gene Ontology annotation, biological process: hydrogen peroxide catabolic process; response to hydrogen peroxide. The transcript is spliced from 11 exons. The record is from RefSeq and is a predicted model, not a curated record. Gene Ontology annotation, molecular function: catalase activity; heme binding. Gene Ontology annotation, cellular component: peroxisome; cytoplasm; mitochondrion. NCBI's taxonomy places the organism in Eukaryota, Metazoa, Arthropoda, Malacostraca, Decapoda, Portunidae. The coding region runs from base 229 to 1782 and encodes 517 amino acids.